AUGCCAGGUAUGUAAUUUCUAAGUGCCUGCGUAUCAUCGACCAUAGUCUCUCAGAGUAAAAAUUUUCCUCUUCCAAAUAAGCCCGCGAACGCGGGAAGGGAAAGUCACGGAGAGAUGACGAGAACUCCGCGACUCAGAAGCAAAAGCAUCCUUACAUCGAAGAAGACGAUUCAAGCUGAAAGCGAAGAAAGAAUCCCAGCCGUUCCUGUUUCUCGAAAAUCUGCAACCGUUCGAUCACUUCGCAAGGCCCAAUCCCUCCUCUCCCUCCCAAACCCUUCACCAUCUUUCGAAGUGGGGCCGAUCCUGACCGCCGAUUUCUUCAAGAUCGACGCCUUGGAUCUCGCUCCGCGUCUCCUCGGAAAAUUCCUUCGAAGAGAAGACGUCAUUCUGCAGAUAACAGAGGUAGAAGCUUAUAGACCAAAUGAUACAGCUUGUCAUGGUCGCUUUGGGAUUACGGCACGAACAGCCCCUGUUUUUGGACCAGGAGGCCAUGCGUAUGUUUAUUUAUGCUACGGCUUGCAUAAAAUGCUUAACGUUGUAGCUGACAAGGAAGGAGUUGGCGCAGCAGUCUUAAUACGUGCGUGUGCUCCUGUUAGUGGGUUGGAAACUAUUCAGCAACGUCGUGGUCAGAUAACAGAGAAACCCAUCCUGCUUACGGGGCCAGGGAAGGUUGGUCAAGCGCUGGGAAUUUCAACAGAAUGGUCGAACCAUCCUCUUUACAUCUCAGGUGGUUUAGAAGUUCUGGACGGUCCUGAUCCAGAGAAGAUAUUGGUUGGCCCACGCGUCGGGAUCGAAUAUGCUUCACCUGAGCAUGUAAAUGCACCAUGGAGGUUUGCAAUUGCUGGUAGCCCCUGGAUAAGUGCGCCUAGAAACACUCUCAGGCUGCCCUGAUUUUUAGGUGAGUGUUAUGGCACUCCAUGCAUGAAGAGCCCUGCCAGGGAUAUUCAUGCGGGGAGGGUUGAGAAUACUCGCAUGCAUGCGUGAUUUGGGCCGUUCAUAAGGUGGACCAUAGUGUAUGUGCCCUGUCUCAGAAAUAGGCAGGUUGGGUUGUCAUGUGAGCCACAUGUAUUGUGAAAAGGGACGGUUAGAAAAGGAUCUUUUUGAACAGUGUGUUUGUCUCACCUGUGGCCCACCUUAUGAGAAGGCGGGUUAUUUUCAUGGUGGCUGUGCUCUCACACAUGUGUGCAAUGCUUCCACGUGUUCUCAAUCAGCUUCAUUGAUUAUCCUUUGCACCUCUAAAUCAUUGAGAAAAGAAGGAAGAGAAACAGAAAGGAAAUAGAAAUGACAAGAUGUACAAAAUGAGGCCCACCAAAUAUUGCAGAAAAAGCAAGAAGGGGACUUAUUUGAUACUCUGGCAGAGUGUGAUGGUUGAUAUUCAUGUACAUAUAAAUUUGCACCGGCGGGAUGAAUAGCUCGAAUUAAACCAUCCAAAUCUAGAAACUCACUGCAGAUAGUUCAUCA
Molecule: messenger RNA, 1461 nt
Organism: Magnolia sinica
Lineage: Eukaryota; Viridiplantae; Streptophyta; Magnoliopsida; Magnoliales; Magnoliaceae
Product: DNA-3-methyladenine glycosylase
Exons: 6
Coding region: 115-891 (258 amino acids)
Biological process (GO): base-excision repair
Molecular function (GO): alkylbase DNA N-glycosylase activity; DNA binding
Source: RefSeq, a predicted model, not a curated record